Molecule: messenger RNA, 1074 nt
Organism: Pelodiscus sinensis (Chinese soft-shelled turtle)
Lineage: Eukaryota; Metazoa; Chordata; Testudines; Trionychidae
Source: RefSeq, a predicted model, not a curated record
AUGCAGUCGCGACCUGCGGAUCAGCAGUUCCUGCUGGCCAGUCCAGAAAGGGAGGUGGAACGGGAUGUCUUCUUAUACCGAGCCUACAUUGCCCAGAAAAAAUACGGUGUUGUUCUGGAUGAAAUCAAAGCCAGUGCUUGCCCUGAGCUCCAAGCAGUUAGAAUGUUUGCGGAAUAUCUUUCAAACGACGCUCAGAGGGAUGCAAUAGUUGCCGAUUUGGACAAGAAGAUGGAUGAUGCGGCCCUGCGCACACUACACCAAGGGGAAAGCUUGGAAUGUGUGGCGAUGAUGAUACAGAUACUGCUGAAGCUCGACAGGCUCGAUCUAGCCCGCAAAGAACUGAAGAAGAUGCAGGAGCAAGAUGAGGACGCGACCCUCACCCAGCUGGCUACUGCCUGGGUGAACCUGGCUGUUGGUGGGGAAAAAUUACAGGAUGCCUAUUACAUCUUCCAAGAGAUGGCAGACAAAUGCUCAUCCACCCUGCUUCUGCUUAACGGACAGGCAGCCUGCUACAUGGCACAGGGCAAGUGGGAAGAUGCAGAUGGGGUGCUCCAAGAAGCGCUGGACAAGGACAGCAGCCAUCCUGAGACCCUGAUCAAUUUUGUUGUCCUGUCACAGCACCUGGGCAAACCACCAGAGGUUACCAAUCGCUACUUGUCACAACUGAAAGAUGCACAUAAAAGUCACCCGUUUAUACAGGAGUACCAGGCAAAGGAGAAUGAUUUUGACCGGCUGGCUAUGCAGUACGCCCCCAGUGCGUGAGGAUUCAGGGAAUUCAAAACAAGUCUGUGGUGCCCUGCUGUGGUACCUUGGGACCUGGGUGGGAGGGUGAUGUGCAAAAUCUCUCUGGCCUUGUGGACAGCGUUCACUCCGCAAGUCGGUCUGACGUCUGUCACAGGAUGGCAGGGCCUUGCGCGCUCAGCAAACUGAUGGCAAGCGUGUAUGUCACACGUGGAGCCUAGAAACCUAUGUCCUGAUUUAACUAGAUUCCAAACUCCUUGUUUAAAAUACAGUGCACGUCAAGAGUAUGCAACACUGUACCUUAAACAUUUCCAAUAAAGCCUUUUGUGGAUC